Molecule: messenger RNA, 8466 nt
Organism: Musca domestica (house fly)
Lineage: Eukaryota; Metazoa; Arthropoda; Insecta; Diptera; Muscidae
Gene: sev
Product: protein sevenless
Exons: 13
Coding region: 519-8444 (2641 amino acids)
Biological process (GO): cell surface receptor protein tyrosine kinase signaling pathway; multicellular organism development; positive regulation of kinase activity
Cellular component (GO): membrane; signaling receptor complex
Molecular function (GO): transmembrane receptor protein tyrosine kinase activity; ATP binding; protein binding
Source: RefSeq, a predicted model, not a curated record
CAACUUACUUGAGACGAUCAGUUGCGAUACAAGCGCGAUAGCGAUAAGAUAUCUAUCGGAGACGUGCGGCGAACUGUUACGCUUGGAAGACAAACCUUUGAAUCAAUCGAAGAAUGACUUGAAAUAAACUCAGCAGCGCUUGCAAUACCGGUUUUGUCACGUGCUUCAAUUUCAAGCCAUUUUUAAAACAAUUCAAUAAGAACAACACCAACAACAACUAAUAAAUUAAAGCAAGGCAACAAUUCAGUGGCGCAAAAAAAAUAACGAAACGAAAACAAGUGGUCGCGUAAAUAUUGAAACUAAAAUCGACAAGUGUUGGAAAUUAUUUUGAAUAAAUUUUGAGAAAAACAAAAUUUUGUUAAAAGUGAAUGUUCGAAUUCAAUUUUAUUUUCGUUUGGUCCGCAUUUAGAAGCGCUGCAGUGAAAUGUUAUAAAAAUAAAUUUAAAGAAAAAAAUUAUUAAAAAAAAAACGACAACAACCAACCAAAAAACAAAAGGGAUCAUCACUAAAUCUCAUAAAUGUCAAUGGCCUUUAGACAUGUCAAAAUGUCAAUUCAGAAAAUGUCAAAUUACAAAUCAACCAUAAAAUUAUCAGUGUCAGCAGCAUCGGGAAAGCCAUCAAAAUAUGGCGGUGAAGCGGCAGCGGCCACAAUGCCGUUAUUUAUGAAAAUCAUUUUAAUUCAUUUAUUAAUUUUGCUACAAUGUUUGUUGUGUGCCACAACAACAGCAACAACAGCAGCGACACAAUCAUUAAAUCACACACUAGAUAAAGAUAAUCUCCAGCCAGAAUUGGCGGUGGCGGCCAAAACAACCGGACUCUCAUCCACGACACCAAUAACACCAACAACUAUCAUCAAAGCUCUCGCUGUUGCAAAUGACAGCUCAAAUGAUAACAACAACAACAAUAAUGAUGACACUUCAAAUGUUAAUACUGCCAUGCAGUCUGGGAAUGCCGUCACUGCUGCCGGAGAUAACGAUGGCAAUGCCCAUAAUGACAUUGCCGCCGCGGCCGCCGCCGAUAAUGACCUGUCGCCCAUUAACCAAUUAUUUACCCAUUUAACAAAUGCAACACUUCUCCACGAUGCCUCGGCGCAUGAAUACGAUGCCAGCACGGUGAGGCUGUUGGGCAAUGUAACCCAUUCAUGUUUGCAGACCUGCAUUGAAGAGGAAACACGAUUCGUAAAUGAAUUCGGUGUGAAAUGUUCCAUGGGAGAUAAUCGCACAGAAUGUUAUCGACAGAGGUGUUUCAAAGGCUGUGAACUGUGGUGGAAUGCCUUAAAGGAAUUUGAGCCCUGCCAGGAAGCAUGUUCUUCCACGCAAUUCUAUCCCUUUGAUUUGCCCUGUAUUUCCGCCUGCGAACAAUCACAACGCCACUAUUGGCACUUACAGCGUUUACGUUCGCAACCAGUUGUGACGAGUGUCCGACCCCAGCUGUUGCACGACACUGACGUUCUGAAUACAUUGACACUUAAAUGGCCCAUCAGUGCGGAAUUGUUGCCGGUGCAAUAUUUCGCCAGCAGACCAUUUAAUAUACAAUACCAAUAUGUGCUGGAGCCACCACCGAAUUGGGCGCCAUCGUCCGCAGAGCCAUCAACGGCAUUUGUAAAUGACACCACAGGCAUCAAUGGUCAUGGACAGGACGAUUACUCGCAACAGGAUGUGGAGAUUGCAAAACAAUGGUGGAAUUUGGCCGAUUACAAUUGUAAUGAGAACUUCGAGUGUGAUAUAAUGGAUGGAUUGGUGCCGUACAUGACAUACAGGUUCCGUUUUGAAAUACCCUUUGGCCAAAACCUGGACGAUGUGCUGUACACCCCAGCCUCCGAGGUUUUUACCACUCCGCCAAUGGGUGCCCCAAUAUCAGCACCCGUGAUUAAGCAAGCCAUUGCCCUAAGCAAGAGCCAUUUGGCCAUAUUCUGGACCCAGGGAAAACAUACAAAUGGACCAUUGAAAAAUUACAAACUUGAGGUGGCCGGAGGUAGCGAUGAUGAGGAGAAUGGAAUUUCAGAUGAAAUGCUGCUACCACCAAAUGCCACAUAUAUUAUUCUCUCGAAUUCCGAACAUGAAGACUACACUAUACGGCUGGCCAUGAUCAAUGAAGAGGGUGAGGGUCCGUAUGCAGAGACUCAGCUGAAAAAGCCAAUUGCCAGCCAUGCGUCCUCCACCAAGUUUAAUCUUAACACUUUGCUGGUGUCAUCCGAACAUGGAAUUGUUUUGAAAUCAUUGGAUCCCCUAAUCGAAACUAAAACCUUAUUUAAAACCAGCGAGGCGAUAGCAGAUUUUGAUGUAAAUCAUCACACAAGGCAAUUAUUUGUGCUGGAUAGCAGGGGCCAGUUAUUUAGUUUCUACAUUGAAAAUCCCCUGAAUUAUUCGGAAAUAAUUUUUAAGCCAAAGAAUGUUAACUUUGUGGCCAGGAAAAUCUCUGUGGAUUGGUUAAAUCUACGGCUUUAUAUGGCAGGAGAGAUCUCCCCAAGCCACUGGCAACUGAUUGUCACUGACCUUCAAGGUUCGAUAAUUGAAAUUCUCGCUGAAAAUAUUGCAACUCCCAUUAAGAGCAUACAAGUUGAUCCUCUAAAUGGUUGGAUAUUUGCCACCACUACAGAGGAUCAGCUGCUACGAAUCAAUUUGUCCAACGGGUUACUAACUCCCUUACCCAGCCAUUUGCGAAUCACAGCAUUCACGAACGACUAUGAACAUUUCAUGCUGAAAACAUUUGACGACGAAGAACGUUCCGUUUACGAACUUAGCUAUGAUGGCUUGUAUUCCAAGAAACUAUCUGAUCGCAUUCCAUAUAAAUUUGAGGGCAGUAUCUUAGGAUUUUAUUAUUUGGAUGAUAUUUGCCUGAUGGCGGCGAAUGGUACACAUUUCCUGAUGCAGGAUAAUGAGAGUAAAAAAUUGGAUCUGCUGGCAUUGGACGAGCUGGCGGAGAAGGUGGUGCCAUUGUUUGCUGGCCGAGAGGCUAAGCUAUUGCAACCAGUGCCUCGGCCCUUGAAGAGUCCGGGUAACUUGCAGGCGGUGCUUUCGGAUACCAAGGCCAAAAUAAGUUGGUCCCCUCCCCAGAAGCUGGAGGAGUUUCAGACACCGGCCAGCUGGCAUAGCUGGGAAUAUGAAUUGGAAAUCAUGGAUGUGUCCAGUAAUAGUGCCUUCAAUAUUCGCGGCAUCAAGUCGCGGUACUUUGAGGUGGAACGUUUACAGGCGAAUAAUUUGUAUAAGAUAAAAGUGCGGGCCAUGUUUGUGGCGUUGAGUGGUCGGCUGUCCAGCGACUCGAGUGAGUGGUCUGAGGAGUUAAUGACUCGCACCUGGCCCAUGGCUAAUCAUAGGCUGUUGUGGGCCAGCCAGCGAGGGUUGUUUGAGUCAAAUGAAUUGGCCGAGGCUGUGGAGCUUAGGAGAGGUGUGACGCAAGCUGAGGGUAUCCAAAGCUUUGUCCAAGUCAAUAGCUCGCUGUAUUACGUCACGAUAUCGGACGGAAGGAGGGAACUGAAGUGCCUGAACCUAAUGAAUCCUGAAGUGAUGUGUGGCUUUAGGGCGGAAAAUGUGUUUUCCAUGGAUUAUGAUUGGCGUGGUGGCCGCCUCUAUUGGUCGGAUGUGAAAAGAAAUUGUAUCCUGCGUUCGGAUUUGAAGGGCAAAAACAUGGAGCUGCUGCCCAUAUUUGAAGCCCGCCAGAUUAAAGUAGACUCGCUGAGAGGCUAUUUGUACUACAGCAGCGAUUCUCGUUUGGUGAGACGCUAUCUCAAUGGAGCUCUCCCGGCAGAGGAGUUGGAAUACUAUCAGAUCAAUGGCAAUGGGGAGGUGAUUAAGGGAUUCACAUUGGAUUCCAUGGCCAAUCAGUUGUACUGGCUGGUCCAACAUCAAGAGGAGCCGUUGCGACUCUUCCGCUCCGAUGUGGAUUUGCCGAAAACCGAGGAAUAUUUGGAACUUCCCGCCGAUGUUGGGGCGGUGGAAGAAAGUCUACAAUAUGUAAGGGAAAUUGAGGGUUUCCUUUUGCUUCGCUCCGAUCGGAAUACGGCAGUUAUGCUGCGCAAGGAAUUCCCUGGCCAUGUGGCAGAGAUACAAACUCCUUUCCAGGGAGAGAGGCUAAAUUUCGUGAACCUACGUAAGGAUUUCAUGGGUUUCAUGGAUUAUCGCAUCGUCCCCGAUGCCGUGGACCGGGAAGCCAUCAGAAUCACCGAAGGAUUUUGGGAUGAUUUCAACAUCAAAUGGCCGGCGCCGGGAAACAGUGAGCAUUUAUCGCUCAUCUACAGGGUUUUGGUGGCCUCAGUGGGUGAUAAUUCGACAGCCAGGGAUGUUCUCAGUUUUGAGGUUGCCCAGCCGCUUGUGAGAAUAACAGAACUGAAAAUCUCCUCACACAUGAUCAAUGUAAGCAUUACCCCCGAAUCCUGGUGGAGUAAGGGCCCAACAUCAUGGUCUUUGCUCCGGACACCUUCGGCUGAUCCCAAACAGCCCAAAAAUCUAAGAGUAUUUGUGGAACAGCUGCAGGAACCUUUGCAGGAUGAGGCCAACAUUACGGCCCUGCUACGCUGGGAGGCUGCGGACAAUCUGAGCAAUGAAAAGGAGGCCUUUUACAAGGUCUUUUGCUGGCACAAGGAUGAGCUGUUCAGUGUCAAGGACAUUGAGGACAUGGGUCGGGAUACCCAUGAAAUGAGGUUUUAUAAUUUGCAUCAAGAUGCCACCUAUAUGUUCCAGGUCCAGGCCUUUUCGUUGAGUCGUUCCAAGGGCGGUGAGAAAUCGGCUCUGCUAACCUAUCACAUCAACCCGGAGUUCCAGGCGCGACCGAAAUUAAUGUUCAGUACCCCGGAAUAUAUUGGAGAAUUGGACAUGGAUUUGGGUAGCUCCAAGGUGUGGUUGUAUACCUCUAGCGAGGUGGAGCAUAUGGCUGUGAUGCCGGGCGAACAGCGCCUAAUAUGGGUCAAUGACAAUGUGGAACUGAUGACCUAUCAACCCGGAUCAUCGGCCCUCAAGUUGGCUCGCAUGCGGGCCGAAGUUUUGUCCCUGGCCGUGGAUUGGAUUCAACGCCAGGUCUAUUGGGCAGAGUUGUCGGGUGACAUCGAGCGUCCGGUGGAUGUUUAUGUCUUGGAUCUGACCCAAUAUGAGGGUAAAGUAAUGCUGGGCCAGCGAUUGUUUUCCCUCAGUAAUGGCAGGCUUUUGAGGGAUCUCCAGGUGCUGCCCUACUCCCAGCUCAUGUUGUGGCUCGAAUAUGAUUUGGAGACCAAGGAGGGGUCAUUGCAGGCUAGGAGUUUGAAAAAUCUAGGGGAAGUGAAAUUGAAAAAUCUCCCUUUGGCGCCGCUGCAAUCGCUAUUUGAGGGAUCCUGGUCGGCCGACAUGGAGACAGUAAAUCUGGUGGAUGUGAAGGGCAAGUUGUACUCCUAUGAAAUCGAACGUCAAAUUUUGGUGACCACCAAGAUACCCAUCAUGUCUGGGGAUUCUGGUACGGAUUUUGAAAGGGAUGCGGGAUAUAUUUAUUGCCUCAGCAAUCACACGCUGAGGGCCUAUAAUCGUAGGAAACACAACCUAGAGUACUCCAUGAAUUUCGAGGAUAUCAAGGUCAUUAAGGCAUUUAACUAUCAACGCUAUCCGCCGAGAGAGUGUUUGCUGCCGGCUGAGAGUCACAAGGAAGGGGAGAAAGAAGAGGAAAGAGGGGAGGCGGAGAGGGAAGAGGAACUGCUCAAAACCCGUCUGGUCAAGGCAGUGGGCCAGAGAUAUGUUUUGCUACAGCCUCCCCAGCAUAACUUCCUUGGCCAAUGUGAGCUGCCCAUACCUGGCCUGAAAUAUCACCUUCACCUGGAGCAGGAGGGCAACCUUAGGCAACAUUUUGAAUUGAGCGGAAACUUUAGCCAAUUAAAUGUGACUGAUCUCAGACCCUACACCAACUAUACCCUUACCCUGGAGGCCUAUUCCUAUUACCAACAGAAGCUGGGGCUCAAUGGAACCACCUAUCCCCCAUUCACUGUCCUUACCCUACCUGGAACACCCAGCCAACCUAGGAACUUUAGCCUGGAGGUCAUUAGCCCCACCGAGGUCUUGGCCACUUGGCAGGAACCCGAAGAACUCAAUGCCCCCCAAGUGCGUUAUGCCCUUAGCUUCAUGGAGGAUGGUGCGGCCCGGGGCUAUCGUGUCGAUUUGGAAGAACUGGAGUAUACCCUAAGGAAUCUCAAGCCCCUUAGUAAGUACUUCAUUUGGAUCUCCGUCUAUGCGGGAGAUGAAAUGAACAGCACCGAAAAGGUGGCAGUCAACACCUAUGCCGAACCCCAGGACCUGCUGCUGGUGGAGGCGCAACCCUUUAACUUGACCUUGUUUUGGAAUUCCAGUAUUGACUAUAGCUCCGUUAUCCUGGAGUGCCUACCCCACAGCCAAGAUCCUGAGGUGACCGCCUUUAGCGUGGACAUCAGCCAGCUGGAUGGCAACAUAACCAUUACCAAUCUGGAACCCAAGACGAAGUAUGAGUUCUAUUUUAAACUCGUAUAUCCGCGGUCCUCACAUCCCUAUAUCUGGCCCGUGGAACAGGCUGGACAUUUUCUUUACGAAACUUUGGGUACGGCACCCGGACGUCCUGGGCGUCCAAUGCUGGAGCUAAUCAGUGGUGAGAUAUUCAAAAUCAAUUGGGAACCGGCCCGGCCACAUGGCGCCCAAGGUCUCCACUACAGUCUGGAGGGUCUACAGGCCCGCAAUAGCAAACGUAGCCGACGUGAGGCCAUUGCAGCUGCUUCGUAUGACAGCAGCAACCUUAAUCACACGUCCAGCAUUAGUGUCAUCUCCCAAUUGCCCUGGGCCGAGGAGUUGCAACCCAUCGAAGACAAAUGGAUUGUGGUGUGCAACACCACGGAGUUAAGCUGUAUCAUCAGGGAGCUACACACCCUGCGCCUGCUAAUGUUUCGUGUUCGGGCCCACAGUAAGGAAUAUGGCUGGGGUCCAUACAGUGAGGACAGCGAGCGGGUGUUGGAACCCUAUGUUUCGCCACAAAAACGCAACUCAUUGGUUUUGGCCAUUAUGGCACCGGUGGUGAUUGUUGCCACUUGUGUCAUCAUUUUGUUUGUCAUACGCAAAGUACACAAACGUCGCUUGAAAGCCAAACAAUUACUGGCCAAAAGCCGUCCCAGCAUAUGGAGCAAUGUGUCCAGCAUGCAACAGCAGUUCGAUCGCAAUCGUGCCUUUUCCAUGACCAGCAAUGCCACCAUGUACACGGGGGGGCCACUGAGUGAUGCUGACAUUGCCCUGCUGCCGCAUGUUAAUUGGAGUCAAAUUUCAUUGUUGAAUUUUUUGGGCAGUGGUGCCUUUGGCGAGGUCUAUGAGGGUUUGCUGAAGCAUGAGGACAACGAAACACCCGAAAAGGUGGCAAUAAAGACCCUCCGCAAGGGAGCCAGCGAAUUUGCCGAGCUGCUACAGGAAGCCCAGUUGAUGAGCAAUUUCAAACAUGAGAAUAUUGUGCGUUUGAUUGGCGUCUGUUGUGAUACCGAAUCGAUUUCCAUUAUCAUGGAGCAUAUGGAGGGUGGUGAUUUGCUGAGCUAUUUAAGGGAGUCCCGACCAAAUUCCACGAAACCUGUUGCAUCUCUGCAAUUGUUGGAUCUCAUGUCCAUGUGCAUUGAUGUGGCCACGGGCAUGGCCUAUUUGGAGGACAUGCAUUUUGUCCAUCGUGAUUUGGCAUGUCGCAAUUGUUUGGUAUCAUCGAGAAUACCCAGCCGGAGGGUGGUGAAAAUUGGAGACUUUGGCCUAGCUCGGGAUAUUUACAAGAGCGAUUAUUACCGUAAAGAGGGUGAGGCAUUGGUCCCUGUACGCUGGAUGGCCCCGGAGAGUUUGGUCGAUGGGGUUUUCACCACUCAGUCGGAUGUCUGGGCAUUUGGCGUUUUAUGUUGGGAAAUUUUAACCCUGGGCCAGCAACCCUAUGCUGUGCGCAAUAAUUUCGAGGUUUUGACCUUUGUCAAGGAGGGAGGACGUUUAGAACAGCCGGAUAACUGUCCAGAUAAAUUAUUUACUUUAAUGUCCGAAUGUUGGCUAAGCGAUCCCGAGGAACGUCCAUCGUUUCGAAAAAUUUUCAACACCCUGCUGUCCGUCAAGACCGAUGUACGUCGGGUCAGUUUGGGCUAUAACAUCGAUGACAGCGACUAUGCCAUGUAUGCCAAUCAGCAUGGCAUUGUUUUCAGCAGCUUCUUGGGUACCCCGCUAAACAAAGUCAACGAAGAGCGACGUGAGGAGGAGGAGGAGAGCUCUGAGUCGACAUAUGAAUGCAAACAAAAUCUCAAAAAUGAAGAGGAGACAAAACUAAAUGCCAAUGGGCGUUGUGGCGAACCGAUGGAAAAAAUCGACAUGAAAGUACAUUUUGAAAGUGGCAGCCACAUGGUCAAGACGUCAGACUGUGAUUCGUUGAAUGAUGAGGCCCAUUUGAUUGAUGCCAAAUUAUAUCGGAUGCAAGAGAAUCCCGACUAUUACAUCAAUGAGGGAGUGUCGAGAUUAUAGAGAUGUCCAUAAAUAUUAUUUC